Nerophis lumbriciformis (worm pipefish) is the source of this 2810-nucleotide messenger RNA. RefSeq names its product 5'-nucleotidase, cytosolic IAa (gene nt5c1aa). Gene Ontology annotation, molecular function: nucleotide binding; 5'-nucleotidase activity; magnesium ion binding. Gene Ontology annotation, biological process: adenosine metabolic process; nucleotide metabolic process. Gene Ontology annotation, cellular component: cytosol; cytoplasm. Lineage: Eukaryota; Metazoa; Chordata; Actinopteri; Syngnathiformes; Syngnathidae. The record is from RefSeq and is a predicted model, not a curated record.
AGGCACCCAUCCUCUAUGGUGAAGAUGAGUCGGGACCCCCUGCAGGUGAUCGGCGGACAAGUCAAGGAGAUGCAAGUUUCUUCCAAUGGGGACAACAUAGCAUCAUGGGAGGAGACGCAGGAGUGCAAUCAGGACCACCCGGACCUCGCCGACAAACCAAAACAAGUGACAGGCAGACGAGCCCGCAAGGUGGAAGGAGGCGUGUUCUUUCCCAAGCCCGAGAACGCAGUGACUAUCGCCGUUUCUACAAGAGUUCUGUUCCGAACGGAACGGGAGCAGAAAGUGUUUGAGCAUGACGGUGUGGAGGAGUACCUGAGGUACCAAAUCGAACACGAGAACGAACCCUUCGCCCCCGGACCGGCGUUCCCCUUCGUCAAGGCUCUGGAGGCAGUAAACGCUCGGCUUCGUGAGUUGUAUCCGCAAAGUGAGGAGCUGUUCGACAUUGUCCUGGUGACAUACAACCACGCUCAUGUAGGCAUCCGCCUCAUCAACACCAUCAACUAUCACAAUCUGUUCAUAGAGAGGUUUUGCAUGACGGGUGGAAGCAGUCCUAUCGGCUAUCUGAAGGCCUGGCAAACCAACCUCUACCUGUCAGCUGAUGCAGACAAGGUCAGGGAAGCGCUGGCUGAAGGCAUUGCUGCGGCCACCAUGUUCAUGCCAGACAAGGCAACAGAGGUGUCCGAGUCCCAGCUGAGGGUGGCGUUUGACGGCGACGCCGUUCUCUUCUCCGACGAGUCCGAGCGCAUCUUCAAGGCCCACGGGCUGGACAAGUUCUUCGAGCACGAGCGCGAAAACGAGGACACGCUACUUGACCAUGGGCCACUGAAAGGUUUCCUGGAGGCCCUUGGGAAGCUCCAGAAGAAGUUUUACGCAAAAGGCCAGCGCCUGGACUGCCCGAUCCGGACCUUCUUAGUCACCGCCCGAAGCGCGGCCAGCUCCGGGAUCCGAGCCCUGAAGACCCUCAGGGCCUGGGGUCUGGAGAUCGACGAGGCCCUGUUCCUAGCGGGGGCGCCCAAGGGCCCCAUGCUGGAGAAGAUCAGGCCUCACAUCUACUUUGACGACCAGAUGUUUCACGUGGAGGGCGCGACCGAGAUGGGCACCGUGGCCGCGCACGUGCCUUACGGCAUAGCGCAGAAACACAAUGCCCGGCACAAGUCUGGCGUGGGCAAGUAGACAAGAUGGAGCACAAACUGAACCUUUACGAGAAAGACACUUCUGUUGUAGGAAUGUUUCUUACAAAUAGUCUUAUCUAGAGAUGUCCGAUAAUAUCGGACUGCCGAUAUUAUCGGCCGAUAAAUACUUUAAAAUGUAAUAUCGGAAAUCAUCGGUAUCAGUUUCAAAAAGUAAAAUUUAUGACUUUUCAAAACGCCGCUGUACGGAGUGGUACACGGACGUAGGGAGAAGUACAGAGCAGUUGCGUCUCCCAGUCAUACUUGCCAACCCUCCCCAUUUUCCCGGGAGACCCCCGAAUUUCAGUGCCCCUCCCGAAAAUCUCCCGGAGCAACCAUUCUCCUAAAUUUCUCCCGAUUUCCACACAGACAACAACAUUGGGUGCGUUCCUUAAAGGCACUGCCUUUGCGUGCCUGCCCAGUCACAUAAUAUCUACGGCAUUUCACACACACAAGUGAAUGCAUUCAUACUUGGUCAACAGCCAUACAGGUCACAAUGAGGGUGGCCGUAUAAACAACUUUAACACUGUUACAAAUAUGCACCACACUGUGAACCCACACCAAACAAGAAUGACAAACACAUUUCGGGAGAACAUCCGCACCGUAACACAACAGAACAAAUACCCAGAACCCAUUGCAGCACUAACUCUUCCGGGAUGCUACAAUAUACCCCCCGCUAACCACCCCCCCCAACCUAAACCCCGCCCACCUCAACCUCCUCAUGCUCUCUCAGAGAGAGCAUGUCCCAAAUUCCAAGCUGCUGUUUUGAGGCAUGUUAAAAAAAAUUAUGCACUUUGUGACUUCAAUAAUAAAUAUGGCAGUGCCAUGUUGGCAUUUUUUUUCCAUAACCUGAGUUGAUUUAUUUUGGAAAACCUUGUUACAUUGUUUAAUGCAGUGGUCCCCAACCUUUUUGGAGCCACGGACCGGUCAACGCUUGAAAAUUUGUCCCACGGACCGGGGGGGACGACAAUAUUAUAUAUAUUUUUUGUCAUAAAAAAAUACGAUCGUGUGUGCUUACGGACUGUAUCCCUGCAGACUGUAUUGAUCUAUAUUGAUAUAUAAUGUAGGUGCACUAAUUGUAAGUGUGUCUUGUGUUUUUUAUGUUGAUUUAAUAAAACAUUUAAAAAAGCAAUUUUUUUUUUUUUUUCCCUUGUGCGGCCCGGUACCAAUCGAUCCACGAGUUGUUGGCAUUUUUUUCCAUAACUUGAGUUGAUUUAUUUUGGAAAACCUUGUUACAUUGUUUAAUGCAUCCAGCGGGGCAUCACAACAAAAUUAGGCAUAAUAAUGUGUUAAUUCCACGACUGUAUAUAUUGGUAUCGGUUGAUAUCGGAAUCGAUAAUUAAGAGUUGGACAAUAUCGGAAUAUCGGCUAUCGGCAAAAAAGCCAUUAUCGGACAUCUCUAGUCUUAUCCUCUAAUGAGUUCCUGCUGCUUUAAAGCUGCAACAGAAACACCUGCUUGGGGUCACAAAAUGAUCCUCAUUGUGAAUGAAACCAGCCAGCGGUACCAUAAGGCACGUGCACAGGUGGACCCGAGCGAUGCUCAAGCACCUGCCCUUUUGCUCUCCAUGAGAAAAGUGCUCUUUCUGCCGGAGCCAUUUGUGUCUUCAUUCAUUUAAGAGUAAAAACACUAUGAGUAAUAAA